Cloeon dipterum is the source of this 2003-nucleotide messenger RNA. RefSeq names its product voltage-gated purine nucleotide uniporter SLC17A9-like. Gene Ontology annotation, molecular function: transmembrane transporter activity. The coding region runs from base 394 to 1728 and encodes 444 amino acids. NCBI's taxonomy places the organism in Eukaryota, Metazoa, Arthropoda, Insecta, Ephemeroptera, Baetidae. The record is from RefSeq and is a predicted model, not a curated record. The transcript is spliced from 9 exons. Gene Ontology annotation, biological process: transmembrane transport.
AUUUGAAGAAUUAAAAAAACACAAUUAUUCUAUAGAGAAUUAUGUAUUGUUUUCAGAUAACGAGCUCACAAUAUUUUUUUCUAAAGCAUGUUUUAAUUGAAAAUUAUCAUUGAGAAUUAAAAGUGGCGACACUUUCGAAUGAAAAUUCGUAACCUGAAAGCGCUUGCUCGUUUUGAUGGAGGCAGGAAACUCGGGCGCUGACGAUGGACUCGGCUUGUUAUCAGCUGCAAAGGUCUGCGUCACCAAUCGUAAUGUGGCGGGCAGCGCAGGGACACGUUGGACGGACCUAAUCGUGGCCGCGCUGCAAAUCGUGCUAGAGCAAACGCGAGUGUGGCAAUUGCCGAGCGAUUGAAAUGGGACAAUUACGACGGUUCCGCUAGGCAGUUAGGAUAAAUGGCCGAAAAGGCUGCUGAUUCGGCGGCGCAUAUGCUCAGGAUCGACUCGGCCAUCGCUGCUGAGCAGGACGUGGUGUGGACAAGGUCUGAGCGUCGACGAUGGCUCUUGACGAUGACUCUAGGAACGUGCGUGCUCUACGCCAGCAGACUGACCGUUCCGCUGGUAAUGCCGGCGAUGGCCGCGGAGCAAAAGUGGUCCAAGACGGAGUCAGGAGUCGUACUCGCCUCCUUUUUCUGGGGAUAUACCCUGACCCAGUUUAUUUCCGGCUACAUGAGUGACCGUUACGGAGGCGAGCGGGUGAUACUCAUAGCCGCCCUGAUGUGGUCUCUGGCAACCCUGGCUAUUCCUCCCAUUGUAAGGUGCUACAGCCACCCUUUAUCGUGGAGUCUUAUUGCACUCAGGGUUGUCCAUGGAGCAUCUCAAGGUUUCCACUUUCCAAGUUUGUCUAGUCUGUCGAGCAAAAGGCUGAGCGAACACGACCGAGGCCCUUUCUUCAGCAUUGCCACCUGCGGCAGCGCGUUCGGUGCGAUAUUGGCAGGAACUGCUGGCUCUUUCCUCCUAACCUACUUUGGCUGGCCUGAAGUAUUCAGAUUAAUAGGAUUGUGCGGCAUCGCGUGGGUGAUUUAUCUGCGUUAUACAAUUAAGGCCUCCCUAAAUCAGAGGUCUUUCACUCUCCUGCCGCAACCGAAAGCAAUCUUAAAGGAGGAACUCAGAUCUGCAGAGUUGCCAAUUGACGAGUGGCACAUUAUUAUCGCGAGUCCUGCCUUCUGGGCAGCGGCAGUUGCGCAUUUUUGUCAAAACAACUGCUUCUAUAUCAUGUUCUCGUGGUCGCCGAUGUACUUCCAUGAGAGGUUCCCGGCAGCAAAGGACUGGGUCUUCAAUAUUGUGCCUUGGAUAUUUCUUGUGCCGGCCACUUUUCUAGGACGAGAGCUGUCAGAUAAACUGCUUCUGAGAGGUUUCACGACCACGGAAACAAGGAAAAUCGUAGAAGGAGUGUGUCUCAGCUUACAAGCUCUCGGACUCUUAAUACUGCCAUUUAUGACAAGUUUUUGGCUAGCCGUAGCUUGCUCAACGUGCAUUAUCGCCAGUUCCGGGUUCCACAACAAUGCCGUGAUGGUGAAUCCGCAGGACUUGGCUCCAAACUUGGCUGGGUCGGUGUUCGGGAUUAUGAAUACCAUCGGAGCUUUGCCAGGUUUCGUUGGUGUGUACUUCGCAGGCUACAUUUUGGACGUGUCCAACAGCUGGGAGCACGUAUUUGUAAUCACGGCUCUGAUAAACAUUGCUGGCUGCAUUUUUUAUACAAUUUACGGAAGUGGUGAAAGAGUGGUGUGAGAUUAUGAACAAGCAAAUAUUUAACUCCUUGUAUUUAAUUUUGACAAUGAGCGCGGAAAGUGAGAGUUUUAUUACUUUUAAUCUCUAUUUUUGUGAUUGUGCAGUGUGGAGUGUGAGUUGUUAGCUUGAUUAAAUUUUGUCUGAUUUAUUAGAUAAAAACGUUGAAAUAAAAUUAAACCAUACAAAAUGGCAGCAAUUUGUGAAAGUUCGCUUUCCGUCUCAUUUUCAAUCACGACCAAAAACCUUUUUUUAAAAAUAAAAUCGAUAAAAUCCUU